AUAAUAAAGUUUCCAGGUUCUGUCGUUCAAGUAUUGUAUUUAGUAUUUAUAUUUUAUCAUUUGGCAUUUAGCUAUAAGACUAAUGGUAGAAUAGACUGUCAAGGCACUAAACUACUGAAGUUUUACUUUUUAAUUUCAUGAUUUCAUUUAKUUUGGAACAUUUGUUAGCCGACGGUAAUUGAAGUAUWCCGAAAUAUAGUCUUAAAUUGUAUAGAUCUUCAGUAUUUUAGAUAUGUCAACGUCUGAAACGACUAACGGGCAAGUGGCUACUACUCCAGUGGCACCGACUGUUGAUGCCCCACCAGAAUCAAGUGUUUCAGAAUCUCAGAARGUAACUUCCUCCGAGAACAACGCUAAAAGGCUGAAAAAUCCCAAGCAUAAUGCACCCAUGCGCCAAUAUUUAGACCAAACUGUAGUACCAGCGUUGUUAGUAGGCAUGAAGGAGUUAGUCAAGGAAAGGUAA
Messenger RNA from Diuraphis noxia (Russian wheat aphid), 463 nucleotides. RefSeq lists its product as uncharacterized. The record is from RefSeq and is a predicted model, not a curated record. Lineage: Eukaryota; Metazoa; Arthropoda; Insecta; Hemiptera; Aphididae. Gene Ontology annotation, cellular component: Set1C/COMPASS complex.